Messenger RNA from Cyphellophora attinorum, 1629 nucleotides. RefSeq lists its product as uncharacterized. NCBI's taxonomy places the organism in Eukaryota, Fungi, Ascomycota, Eurotiomycetes, Chaetothyriales, Cyphellophoraceae. Bases 1 to 1629 code for a protein of 542 amino acids. The transcript has a single exon. Gene Ontology annotation, molecular function: hydrolase activity, acting on carbon-nitrogen (but not peptide) bonds, in cyclic amidines. The record is from RefSeq and is a predicted model, not a curated record.
AUGGCUGCUCCCAGUACUACAUCAGCAACAAGGUUCAUAGGCAAUGUCAUCCUCCCAGCAAUUUCUCCCGACGACAUUGAUGAAACCCCGUCAUCGUCUAAACCACAAACCUUCGACAUAACAAUCGAGAACCACUGCAUUUCCUCGAUCCAGCCCACCUCCGCAUCCGGCACCCCCACCAGUCCAACGGCUCCCACCUCCCUCCUCCUCCCAACCCUCACCCACCCGCACAUCCACCUCGACAAACCCUACCUCCUGACCUCCCACAAUAUCCACGACAACCACGGCUCGCCCCUACCAAACUACGCAGAUCUCUGUCCCCAAAGCGGCACUUUCAGCGAAGCCCUUUCCUCCACCGCCUCCGCUAAAUCCCGUUUCACUCCUCCGGACCUUCUGCUGCGUGGUCGUCAAUUGCUGGCUACGAGCUACACCCAGGGAGUGACUAGCGCGAGGUGUUUUGUGGAGGUAGAUGGCACGGUGGGAAGGAAGACGGUUGAUGUUGGUUUGAAGCUGCAGGGAGAGUGGAGGGGGUUGGUGGGUGUGCAGUUGUGUGUGUUUGCGCAGGAUCCGGUUUUUAGUGGGGAGAUUGGUGGGGUGAAUAGGCGGUGGGUUGAGGAGGUGCUCAGGGAGGAGUGUGGGAAGGGCGGAGGGGAAGCGGAGCGUCGGAGGGAUGAGUUUGGGGGGAUCAGAGUGUUGGGCUCGACGCCGUAUGUGGAGGACUCGAAGGAGAAUGCGAUCAGGAAUAUUGAGUGGGCUGUGAAGACUGCGUUGAAGUAUGAUCUACAUUUGGAUUUCCACUUGGACUAUAAUCUGGAUGCGAGCAAGGAUGCAGAGGAAUUGCUUGUUUGGGAGGUGCUCAGGAGACUCAAGCAGGAAGGCUGGCCGACUACCACGACGCUGGGGAAGAGGCGGACGGUAGUCUUGGGUCAUUGCUCUGCGUUGACGCUUCUGUCACACGAACACCUGACAAGGCUGGCGAAAGAGAUCAAGGAGGCUAGUCUGCCGGUCUACUUCGUGGGCUUGCCGACCAGCGAUCUAUACAUGAUGGGACGGCCACCGGAUUUGCCGCCUGCGAUGACUUCGUUAGAGUCGUCUACUACCGAGCAGGACAAGAUCCAGCCGAUGUCACGUCUGAGAGGCACACUGAACAUUCCUCUGCUGCGACGGCUGUACGGGAUCAAAGGUGUGAUAGGGGUCAAUAAUGUGGGCAACGCCUUUACACCGUACGGCACCGGCGACCCACUGGAACUAGCAAGCUGGUGCGUGGGAAUGAUGCAGGAUGGCACGGAGAUGGGCGUGAGGGUGCUUUUCGAGGGCAUAAGUGUUGGUGCACGGAGAGCGCUAGGGAUAGAAGCGGAACAAGAGAAAAAUGUGGAAACUGAGGAUUUGAGCACGAAAGACGACGUUGAUGGCAGCUCUUCACAGGAGGUGAAAGCGGCAGGGUGGCUCAGGCUCGGAGACGUCAUACAGCGCCUGGGCAUGCUCUUAAUCCGCAACGAGAACACGAUAGGACUAUCCUCGGACAUCGGGGAACUUUCACGAAUGAAAGUUCCUGCGAGACAGCGUUGGAGUGUGAGGGACGUGGUAUGGGAUGUUCCUCGGGUCGAGCUGAGGAGCGUGCUUCGUUGA